ACAUGUGUGAAGAAAUUAGUAUGGUUCUUUUUGGACGAGCCGGGCAAGGAAAGUCAUCUAUUGCUAACAUGUUGAUUCAAGGUGAUAUUUAUCAAAAGGCAAUGUGUUCGAAAUUAAUGAUGGCGUUAUUGGUGAAACAGUUUCAGGAUCGUAGCCCGAUCCAGACGACCGAGAACAACAUAGCUCGAGUCACUUACAUCAUGCCAGUAGCUGGAACAGCAUACCAACUGAUUUCUUCUGACUUCAACGACUUUACGGACUGGGCACCAGAUACUCCAACUGUGGAUAACACGGAAUGGGUUUAUAUUUCUUCUUUAGCUUUGCUUAAGAUGUUAAAACACGGACGUGCCGAAGUACCUAUGGAAGUUAUGGGUUUGAUGCUUGGCGUUUCCAUAGAAGCGGUCGAUCCCAAAAAUGUUGGAUAUGUUGAAGCAAUCUGGACGACCCGAAAUGGUGGCAAAGUAGUUACUGAUGCUUUUCGCCUGAUUAAUCCUCAAAUGCUUAUGCUAGGUCAAGAGCCACGUCAAACCACUUCCAAAAUUGGACAUCUUAAUAAACCAAGUAUUCAAGCUUUGAUCCAUUAUUAUUCGAUUGCUAUUAAUUAUCGAAAGAAUAAAAAUGUUGCUCAAUUAGCACAAAAAAAUUUGGACCCAUGGAUUGACGCUGCCAAACUUUACGGAACACAACGAGAUCAAUGGAAAGAAUUUUUUUUUUUCGAUUUGCUUAUGAAAAAAUUUCAAACGAUGCUUACAUUGGCGGAAUCUUAUAAUAAAUCGGUACAAGAGGAAUCAACCAUUACACCUGAACAAUUGAAAACUCGACAUGUUGGAAAACAGGUUCCAAAGCGUCAUUUAGAGGAAAGUGUGGAAGAUGUUAUGUCCAAUAAUAUU
Messenger RNA from Funneliformis mosseae, 890 nucleotides. The record is from the annotation of a GenBank genome assembly. NCBI's taxonomy places the organism in Eukaryota, Fungi, Glomeromycota, Glomeromycetes, Glomerales, Glomeraceae.